AUGAGUUUCGGUGCUAAGGUCUCGAAGUUUUUGAAAUUUCUGGAAAUCCCUGUUGAAAAUAGAAACUCCAUCAGUUUUUUGAAGAACCCAGAUUUGCAGCCAAUUAAGGCGGAACACCAAACAUGGGGGUUCUGGUCCAAUUUCGCAUACUGGGGGGUUAUGUCCUUCUCUGUGGGUACUUGGCUUUGUGCCUCGUCUGCAUUGACCUCUGGGCUGAGUUAUCCAGAGACUAUUGGUACGUUUAUUAUCGGUGAUGUGUUGACUAUCGUAUUCACCCUGGCCAAUUCAAGUCCUGGUUACGACUGGAAGGUUGGUUACACGUUGGCUCAGAGAUUUGUCUUCGGUAUCAAUGGUUCCGCUUUCGGUAUUAUCAUCAGAGUUUUGAUGAGUAUUGUCAACUAUGGUUCCAACGCUUGGUUGGGUGGUCUUUGUAUCAACAUGAUCUUAGAUUCCUGGUCUCAUCACUAUUUGCAUUUACGUAACACUUUGUCCCCAAGUGUCGCCAUGACUACUAAGGAGUUGAUCGGGUUCAUUAUUUUCCACGUCCUCACUGCCUUCUGCUACCUAAUGAAGCCCUACCGCAUGAACUAUAUGUUGAUCUGGUCAUGUGUGGCCACCUUCUUCUCCAUGCUGGGUAUUGUGAUCUAUUUGACCCACCAAGCUGGCGGUGUUGGUGACUCGUUCGCCUCUACGAAGUCAACCCUCACUGGUUCUAAAAAGGCUUGGGCUUGGGUCUACAUGAUCUCAUACUGGUUUGGUGCCGUCUCUCCAGGCUCCACCAACCAGAGUGACUACUCGAGGUUUGGUUCUUCCCAAACUGCCAUCUGGCUCGGUACCAUCUGUGCUCUAAUGAUCCCGAGCACUUUGGUUCCAGUAUUUGGUCUCAUUGGUUCUUCCACUACCGAAAAGCUAUAUGGGAAACAAAUAUGGAUGCCUAUGGAGAUUUUCGACUACUGGUUAAAGGACAACUAUUCUGCAGGUGCCCGUGCUGGUGCCUUCUUCUGUGGUGUUUCCUUCGCCAUGACCCAAAUUGGCUACAACAUCUCCAACUGUGGGUUUGCUAGUGGUAUGGAUUUGGCUGGUUUGUUGCCCAAGUACUUCGAUAUUAAGAGAGGUGCUAUUCUAACUGCAUGUCUCUCCUGGGCUUGUUUGCCCUGGAACUUCUACAACUCUUCGUCUACUUUCUUGACUGUCAUUAGUUCUUUCGGUGUCGUUAUGACUCCUAUCAUCUCUGUCAUGGUCUGCGAUAACUUCUUGAUCAGAAAGAGACAAUACUCCGUCACCAAUGCCUUUAUUCUUAAGGGUGAAUACUAUUUCAGCAAGGGUGUUAAUUGGAGAGCCAUCAUCGCCUGGGUUUGUGGCAUGACUCCCGGUUUACCAGGCAUUGCCUGGCAAGUCAAUAACAAUUAUUUCCACAACGCCGGUAUUGUAAACUUCUACUACGGUGAUUCAUUCUUCUCAUUUUUGAUCUCGUUCUUUGUCUAUUGGGGGCUAUGUCUAGUGUUCCCUAUGAAAAUCGUUGUCAGACAUGAUGACAAGGAUUAUUAUGGUGCAUUUACUGACGAAGAAGCAAGAAAGAAGGGCUUGGUCCCAUUCAGCGAAAUCUCUGAAGAAGAAAUCACUGCUUACACAUUAGGCAAAGGAUACACUACUGGCCAUGAAUUCAGACCUGACGGAUCCGGCGACGAAACACCUGAAUUAGCCAAAACUAGCUCUGAAAACACCAUCGAGUUUGAAAUAGUUCAUCAAAAGCAAGAUGAAAACAAGUCAUCUACCGCCAGUGAAAGAGCUGACUAA
Molecule: messenger RNA, 1797 nt
Organism: Saccharomyces eubayanus
Lineage: Eukaryota; Fungi; Ascomycota; Saccharomycetes; Saccharomycetales; Saccharomycetaceae
Product: nucleobase cation symporter-1 family protein
Exons: 1
Coding region: 1-1797 (598 amino acids)
Biological process (GO): nucleobase transport; transmembrane transport
Cellular component (GO): plasma membrane
Molecular function (GO): nucleobase transmembrane transporter activity
Source: RefSeq, a predicted model, not a curated record